AUGAAGAGACGUGAUAUGGAUAUCCACAAAACCAUCAGCAAUGCCAUCAGCAGCCAUCAAACUGUGCUGGACUCCAUCAACCAAGAGUUGAAAGAUUUGGAUGAGCAAGAGAAAAAUAGAAAAAGAAAAUUUCAAGAAAUCUCAUUGCAUUUCAGUGAAGAAAUCGUUGUCCAGGAAAAUCUUGGAAUCUCUAAAUUAGAAGCAACAAUUUCAGCCAAUCAAGAAACUUCGCUGAGAAAAGAGGAGAUAAUAAAAGAUCUGCAGAACCGACUGAAGCAGGCUGAUUCAAGGAUCGUCAAAUCUCCAUUCAGGCUUCAGCAAACAAUUGAACAUUAUAAGAAAAAGCUUCCAGACCAAAUACACGGAGUGGAAGAAGCUGUUGCAAAGUACAGAGAAGAAAGAGAAGGUCUGAGACACGAUUGUGAAAGGAAAAGCAAGGAAGCGGUGAAGAACUUCUCAAAUGUGAUGGACAAUGCUGUAACUGAGUGGAAGGAUUCGGUGGUUACUGUGAAGAACAAGACUUCAAAGAACAAAAAAACUAUGGAAGCUUAUCACAGUUUAAUUAACAAGAUGCAAGCCAGUCACCGAGAUUUGGAAGAUCAAUGCUCUGGCAAAGAACAGUUAUUGAAAAAUUUUCAAGCAAGUUUGUCAAAAUAUGAUGAACAUCUGUCCGUUUUGUUAAUGAAAUCAAAUAAGGCUGUAAAAGAACACCAAGAAGAUUAUGCUUCCUAUUGUGAUUCCAUCAAACGAUUUGAACUGCUGGUGAAAGAGCAAGAAAGAAAGAUUUUCAAUAAGUUCAUGGACCAUUUGAAGUUCAUUCAAAAGAAUUCCAUUUACAAAACUGAUGAUGUUUAA
Helobdella robusta is the source of this 855-nucleotide messenger RNA. RefSeq lists its product as hypothetical. The transcript has 7 exons. The coding region runs from base 1 to 855 and encodes 284 amino acids. NCBI's taxonomy places the organism in Eukaryota, Metazoa, Annelida, Clitellata, Rhynchobdellida, Glossiphoniidae. The record is from RefSeq and is a predicted model, not a curated record.